Brugia pahangi is the source of this 768-nucleotide messenger RNA. The record is from the annotation of a GenBank genome assembly. Lineage: Eukaryota; Metazoa; Nematoda; Chromadorea; Rhabditida; Onchocercidae.
AUGAUUGUUCUUUUGCCAGAAAUAUUACUGACUAAGAAGAAUUCAAAUUCUUGCAAAACGUGGAUCAAUCAGUUGUUCUCGACGAUCAAUACAUCUUCAUUUUACGCCGUAUUACACUUUGGAUUUUUAUGGACGCUAAAUCGCUUCCUGUCUAUUAUUUUCCCGAAAUUCAAUGUACUAUUCGAAUCAACAAAGCUGUAUUUUCUAAUCAUUUUCGUAUGGUUAACAGCUUUUGCAAUUUCAUUUGCGGAUUAUUAUUACUGUUCGAGAAGUUUUGAAGUUUCAACCUUACUCUGGACAGCAAACUGUACAAAACAGUCAAGUAAUGGUGGCAAAGUUUUUUUAAGUUUUCGUCAUAUUUGGGCGUUGUUUUUAUCAAUUACAAUGCUCGCUAUGUACUUCGCAAUUUUUUGCAAUAUACGACAUCGUCGAGUUUCAGUUACUAACGAACCACGAAGAAUAUUAGCAAUGAAUACAAGGCAUGAUACGAGUAGGCUAGAAACUGCCAAAUACGAACGAUCGGUGUUAAUUCAAGCAGCACUGACCUGUGGUGUAUUCAUAAUUGGAAUCAUAUUAAUCAAUUUUCUACCAAAACUUCUGCUAAAAAUUUUCGGUCAAGAAAUCAUAAUUCCAGUGAAUAUUUUCAUCAAUUCAUUUCUGAUUUUAGGUCGUACUGUAUUACCCAUAACACUUUUCGCAACUAACAAACAUGCCCGUAUUCAAAUGCACUGCUUUGGAGAUCAUAGAGAUAUUUCUGCAAAGUAUUAA